Molecule: messenger RNA, 2373 nt
Organism: Verticillium alfalfae VaMs.102
Lineage: Eukaryota; Fungi; Ascomycota; Sordariomycetes; Glomerellales; Plectosphaerellaceae
Product: threonyl-tRNA synthetase
Exons: 7
Coding region: 1-2373 (790 amino acids)
Biological process (GO): threonyl-tRNA aminoacylation
Cellular component (GO): cytoplasm
Molecular function (GO): ATP binding; threonine-tRNA ligase activity
Source: RefSeq, a predicted model, not a curated record
AUGGAGGAAGCGAAGAAGGCCGUCGAGUCCAUCACCGAGGGCGUCAAGAAGGUCGUUGUCGGUGCCGGUGCCGGUGCCACCCCGAAUAACAACAAGGACAACAAGCCCAAGAAGGAGAAGAAGGCCAAGGGCGGUGACGAUGCCGCCUCGGCUGGACCCCUCGAGCUCAAGCCCGCCCCCGAUUUCCUGCAGUCCCGUAUUGAGCUGUUCGACCGCCUGAAGAAGCGACAAGAUGAGGAGAUCGCCGCCAAGGAGCGCAAGCCCAUCGAGAUCACCAUGCCCGACGGCACCAUCAAGGCCGGCACCAGCUGGGAGACCACGCCCGGCGAGAUUGCCAAGGGCAUCUCCAACAGCCUGUACAAGCGCACCGUCGUCGCCAGGCUGAACAAGGACCCCAACCAGCUGUGGGACCUCGACAGGCCGCUCGAGGCCAGCUGCAAGCUCGAGCUCCUCAACUUUGACGACGAGCAGGGCAAGCAGGUCUUCUGGCACAGCUCGGCGCAUAUUCUCGGCGAGGCCUGCGAGAGGCGGUUCGGUUGCUCCCUCUGCAUCGGCCCCCCCGUCGACAACGGUUUCUACUACGAGAUGGCCCUCCCCGGUGGUGCGUCCGUCCAGGCCAGCGACUGGAAGCCCCUCGAGUCCAUCGUCGGCUCCAUCGUCAAGGAGAAGCAGAAGUUUGAGAGGCUGGAGAUGACCAAGGAUGAGCUGCUCGAGAUGUUCAGCUACAACAAGUACAAGCAGCACAUCAUCAAGGACAAGAUUGCCGACGGCACAAAGACGACCGUCUACCGCAACGGCCCCCUGAUCGAUCUGUGCCGUGGCCCCCACGUGCCCAGCACCGAGCGCAUCGAGGCUUUCAGCAUCAUGAAGAACAGUGCCUCCUACUUCCUCGGUUCCCAGGAGAACGACUCUCUCCAGCGUGUGUACGGUGUCAGUUUCCCCAGCAAGAAGGAGCUUGCUGCCCACAAGAAGUGGCUCGAGGAGGCGGCGGCGAGAGACCACCGCAAGCUCGGAGAGCAGCAGCAGCUCUUCUUCUUCCACGAGCUCUCGCCCGGCAGCGCCAUGUGGCUGCCUCAUGGUGCUCGCAUCUACAACACCCUCAUGGCCUACAUCAAGGAGCAAUACUUCAAGCGCGACUACCACGAGGUCAUCACGCCAAACAUGUACAACUCUGAUCUCUGGAAAGUCAGCGGCCAUUGGGCGCAUUACAAGGACGACAUGUUCGUCAUGGACGUCGACAAGGAGCAGUUUGCGCUGAAGCCCAUGAACUGCCCCGGUCACUGCCUGAUGUUCGGCCACGCCCCCAAGGCGUACCACCAGCUGCCCUGGAGGGUCGCCGACUUUGGCGUCCUUCACCGAAACGAGGCCAGCGGUGCCCUGUCUGGUCUCACGCGCGUGCGCCGUUUCCAGCAGGACGACGCCCACAUCUUCUGCAGAGAAGACCAGAUUGGCCAGGAGAUCACCAACCUGUUUGACUUCCUGAGGUCCAUGUACUCUCUUCUCGGCUUCACCUACAAGCUCCGUCUCUCCACGCGCCCCGACAAGUUCAUGGGUGAGCGCGCCACGUGGGACAGGGCAGAGGACAUGCUGAAGGUCGCCCUUGACGAGUUUGCCGCCACCGAGGGUGGCGUCGCUUGGGAGCUCAACGAGGGUGACGGCGCUUUCUACGGACCCAAGAUCGACAUCAAGAUUCUGGACUGCCUGAACCGCGAGUGGCAGUGCGCCACCAUCCAGCUGGAUUUCCAGCUGCCCAUUAACUUUGGCCUCGAGUACGUCACGGCCGAUUCCGCCGCCAAGACAAAGGAGGACGCUGCGAUAAAGGGCCCCGAAGUCAAGGCCAAGGAGCCUGAGGCUGUUGUCGAGUCUGCCGCCGCCGCCGCCGCUCCUGCCGCCGCCGACGGCAAGGAGCCUGCGAAAAAGCAGCUGCGCAUGUCCAAGCCUCUGACGUGGAAGCGCCCGCCCCGUAUCCUGAUUGAGCACUUUGGCGGCAAGUGGCCCAUGUGGCUCAGCCCUCGCCAGAUCCAGAUCAUCCCCGUCGGCCGCGGCUUCUUCGAGUACGCCGAGGAGGUGCAGAAGAUCUUCAAGGACGCCGGCUUCUGGGUCGACGUCGACCUGUCCGGCGAGACGCUGCAGAAGAAGGUCCGCCGCGCGCAGCUGGCCCAGUACAACUUUGUCUUCAUCGUCGGUGACGAGGAGAUGAAGGGCCGCCAGGUCAACGUGCGCUACCGCGACGACACGUCGAGCCAGGACCGCGGCAAGCCCGUCGACGUCAACGAGGCCAUCACCAAGCUCAAGGAGCUGCGCGACUCGCGCCUCGUCUACAACCCCUGGCCGUCGGCGAAGCCUGCCGCGCCGGAGGCGAAGAAGGCCUGA